AUGGUCUUUCAGCUUCUUGAGUUUAUCGGUGACUUGAUUUUCCAACGUCCCUCUAAGGCUCUCAAGCGACUGGGUGAUUUGGUCGACGCCACCGCCGAUUGCGCCGGGUUGUUUUGCCAACUCACUUUGUUGAGUGCUAAGAUCAUUUUCGAUGUUUUGAAGGCCCUUGGCAUUGUGGCCUUUUGGGUUCCAACUUGCCUCUUUGCCAAGCCCCGUGGUCUUCAAAUCGUUCAAUGUGGUAAUGACAUCUUCACCUAG
Messenger RNA from Babesia ovata, 258 nucleotides. RefSeq names its product Resolvase domain-containing protein, putative. Lineage: Eukaryota; Apicomplexa; Aconoidasida; Piroplasmida; Babesiidae. The record is from RefSeq and is a predicted model, not a curated record. Bases 1 to 258 code for a protein of 85 amino acids. The transcript has a single exon.